Molecule: messenger RNA, 4245 nt
Organism: Taeniopygia guttata (zebra finch)
Lineage: Eukaryota; Metazoa; Chordata; Aves; Passeriformes; Estrildidae
Source: RefSeq, a predicted model, not a curated record
CCCCGGCGCGGCCCGCCCGCCCCGCUGCGGUGGGAGCCGGGAGCGGCCGAGGAUGGCGGCGGCUCCGGCGGCUCCGGCGGCGCGGGAGCUCACGCAGAACCCGCUGCAGAAGACGUGGGAGCCCUACGACAACGGGCUGCCCGCGGGGCACAGCGCGCAGCGCGGCGUAUGUAUGACCAAUUGCCCUACUCUGAUUGUCAUGGUGGGUCUCCCAGCAAGAGGAAAAACCUACAUCUCCAAGAAGCUGACACGCUACUUAAAUUGGAUUGGAGUGCCUACAAAAGAAUUUAAUGUUGGUCAGUAUCGUCGAGAUUUGGUGAAAAAAUAUAAAUCCUUUGAAUUCUUCCUGCCUGAUAAUGAAGAAGGCUUGAAAAUCAGGAAACAGUGUGCCUUAGCAGCGCUGAACGACGUCCGGCAGUACCUCAGCGAAGAGAACGGGCAUGUGGCUGUCUUCGAUGCUACAAACACAACUCGAGAACGUAGAGAAACUAUAUAUAAAUUUGGUGAAGAAAAUGGAUAUAAGACUUUUUUUGUGGAGUCUGUAUGUGUCGAUCCAGAGGUCAUUGCUGCAAAUAUUGUGCAAGUGAAGCUGGGUAGCCCUGAUUAUGUUGAAUGUAGUAAUGAUGAAGCAACAGAAGACUUCAUGAAAAGAAUAGAGUGCUACAAGAACUCGUAUGAGACCUUAGAUGAAACUCUGGACAAGGAUCUUUCUUACAUUAAAAUCAUGGAUGUCGGAAGGAGUUACCUGGUGAACAGAGUGAUGGAUCACAUCCAGAGCCGGAUUGUCUACUACCUCAUGAAUAUCCAUGUGACUCCUCGGUCAAUCUACCUCUGCCGCCACGGAGAGAGCGAGCUCAACCUGAAGGGGAGGAUAGGAGGCGAUCCCGGGCUGUCUGUCAGGGGGAAGGAAUUUGCCAAAAGCUUGGCACAGUUUAUUAAUGAGCAAAAUAUCAAAGAUCUGAAAGUUUGGACCAGCCAGAUGAAAAGGACAAUUCAGACUGCUGAAGCCUUGGGAGUGCCUUAUGAACAGUGGAAGGUUUUGAAUGAGAUUGAUGCAGGAGUGUGUGAAGAAAUGACAUACGAAGAAAUACAGGAAAAUUAUCCUCUUGAAUUUGCACUGAGAGACCAAGACAAAUACAGAUACAGAUACCCUAAAGGAGAGUCCUAUGAAGAUCUUGUUCAGAGGCUGGAGCCAGUAAUUAUGGAACUCGAAAGGCAGGAAAAUGUGCUUGUCAUUUGUCACCAAGCUGUCAUGCGCUGUUUGCUCGCAUAUUUCCUUGACAAGCCCGCAGAGCAACUGCCCUACCUGAAGUGCCCACUGCAUACCGUCUUAAAGCUAACCCCCGUGGCUUAUGGAUGUAAAGUAGAUUCUAUAUUUCUGAAUGUUGAAGCUGUAAACACACACAGAGAUAAACCUGAGCCAAAGCUGGAGAGGAAGACUAGAUCUCGGGAAACAGCAGGACACCCGGGGGAAGGAAAUUGAGCGUGUUUGUGACAUAAUGUAGGUGUGAAUAGGUCGAGAGAAGAGGCUUUGAGGACAGUCCCCACCCACCUAUAGCUGCAGCUCCUGGGGCAGCAGCCCUUCCUCCAGCAGCUCAGGGCCCGGCGGUGUCGGAGCAGGGCGGGAUGGACGCGCCUCCCCUUCCCUUGGAGACAUUUCGAAUGUGAUUCUGCUCCUUUGGACAAAACCUGUGCUUGUGGAUGACUCAAAAGGUAUCAGUGAAAAAGAUUGUGGGGAGCAGAGCAGAGUUUUAGAUUUUUCUCAUGUAAAUUUGUGCAGUUUCAGUGAGUUUUUACUGUUUGUGGAUAAUGCAAAGUGGUUAAUUGCCCAUGUUGAUUUUACUGUCAGAUUUUAACUAGAUUUUAUUUUCUUUUGUAAGUGUUUUUUCUAAGAGUUCUCUUAUUUUUACUGUGAAUGAUUGCCUAGAAUUACAUGGAGGUUUUUGAUGACGAAUUUAACAUGGGCAAAAUUCUACAUUUUGAGCACUGGAGGCUUCAUAUUACAAAGCUCCUUUAAAUGGGGAUGCCCAUCAGCUCUGUUUUAAAUUGCACUUUGGUCCUAUGUUUUAAAUUGAACUUUGGUUUGCCAGCCACAACUUAGAAUUUUUCUGAAAUUCACAAGAGAGAUGUUCCCUUUGGAAAAUCAAAGUAUUAAAGCUGGAUUUGCUACCUGGGAAAUUCUGCUCUUUUAGCGAGAUUUUAACACUUUCCUGAGACCAGGUGUAUUUUGGAGGGCAGUGGGGACAUGGGUGUGAGUGACAGCGGGGGAAUGAAUGGAGAGAGACACAUCCUUCCUACUGCAGUUAUGGGAGGGGAUGAGCAGCUUUUCUGAGUCUGGAAGGGAGGGGAAAAGGAUUCAGUCAAGGGCUAGAAAAGUUGCAUGUCUUGUUAGUGUUGUCUUUAUAUUUUUAGAGAAUUUUUGGAAUGAAUUUCAACAUAAAAGUAUAUGUUUCUCUUUUAUAGCCACAUUUAAUACGUACAUCAGGAAACAGUACAGAAAGGUUAGGUGAGUUUAACCAUUCUAAAUAGCUCAUGCAACAAAAACACCACGUAAAUUCUGUAAUAAUUUUAACAGGGCACACUUGCCUUGGAGUUUUUUGUAUUGUUUUUUAAGCACCUUCCAUCAUCCCAAUUCUUCGUUGCUCUUUUAUGCCUAGUGAAACUCCAGUGCUAAAAAUGGAAUUUUCUGUGUCUGUCAAAGUCAAAACCUUUUAACUGUACUAAAUCAAAGUGUAUUUUGUAUGUAUGUUACCAGACAACUGAAAUGAGCUGCCAGCACUGCUGCUGGCUCUAGCUCUGCAAUGAGGAGAACUAUUCUUUGGUAGUUGAACUGUGUUUUUCCUAAGGAUUCUCUCCAAUUAAUUGAGCUUUUACCACGUGAAUUGGUGGGGUUGUUUUGUUGUUUUGUUUUUUUUCUUUCCUGAAUUCCUGUGUGAAAUACCAGGCCCUGGUAACAUAGUUUUGCGGGCAAGGGCUAAAUUGUCUUUUGUUCGUGCAGGGUUUAUAAAAUAAUGUGCUGCUGUUGUGAUUACUUUUUUUUUUAAAAAUAAGCUAAAUUCAGCAAUAUAUUCAGCUCUUGGAAGUAAGCCAUAGUGCAUUGCUGGGUUCUGUUUCAGAGGAGGAGUGUGUAGGGUGCAGAAUGACCAGAAUACUUGCUUCAAGCGCUGCUGUCUAAAGCUUUGUGUGUGUGUGUUAUGGUAAUGCCAUUUCAGACCUUUAUUAAUUCAGCUGUGCCCGUAGUUGUGGGGUGAGGAGAGAGCCUGCCUGGCACUGCUCAGAGGAGUGAAUUCAUUGAUGUGUGGUUAACAAGGCCACCUUUGUGGCACAACUGAAGGAGCAAUUCCCCCUCCCACUGUGGUGUGGGAAAGCUAGGCUGUGCCCCAGGCAGCCCUCGCUCCUCUGCUGGGACAGGAGGGGUGGUAAAGCAGUUUUUACACUGAGAAUGUCAGGAUUUAUCUGUAAAAUUCCCAGGAGGCUGCAUUAGAAAAGUGGGAUUUUACUGGCAGUUUGUGAGCUCAGACCUGUCUGAAGAACUUUGGGUAGAAAUGUUUUCCCCAGUGAGAGCUGAGCCCAGAGUUGCUUCUCUUUGCUGGUGAACACAGCUUGAAGUGUCUCCUCUCCCCCUUUGUUUUACCUCUCUGAUCUGUCAGAGGUGCUGUAACAUCCUCCAGGCUACAUGUUCUAUGUACAGUAGGUAUUUUUAUAGCCUGCUUUCAAAUAUUCUGUGAUGAGUGUUUUACUACAAUGGGUGUUCAGUAAAGAGUUGUAUAGAAGUGUAAAUAAACUAUUGUGCUGAUACUUGAAGAGAAAAAAAAAAUGAAGUUGUUGGUUCUACAGUAGGAAGGUACUAAAUCAGUGACUGCAUCUGACGGACUGGAGAGAGCAGGUGUAGAUGAUGAAUGUAGAUUUGAGCUGAAUGUAGAUUUGGAGUGGUGGGUUCUCCCAGGGUGUAACCCUAACUGCUGCUCUGGGAAGGCACAGUUAAGAUUUGCAGUUAAUUGUCACUUUCUGUAAGUGUGUGUCCCCACUCCUGACAGAACAGUCACUGACAGGGGAGGGGAAAACCCUUGUCCUGACCUUCUGCGUUUGUACCAUUUGACUGCCUCUGUUCGUGUGUGCCUGGCUCAGAUGCAGUCUCUCAACUGGGAUUAAACUGUCCUUUCUUACAUCGUUGGCCUUUGUUGUGAUCUUUCAGACAAAUGUAAUAAUUUGACCUUUCAUCCCAGUAAUAAAGAUCAAAUGCUA